AUGAAAGUUGGUGACAUCGCUACAGCCCAUAUCGUCUACUCCAUUCGCACACAAGUACUCGAUAGUCCACAUUUUCCACCAGACUCCGAUUCGUUCACGGUUUCACGGCGCUACAAAGAUUUCCGGUGGAUCUACCAUCAGCUCCAAAAUAACCACCCUGGAAAAAUCAUCCCUCCUCCGCCCACAAAGCAGACGUAUAUCGGACGGUUCAACGAAAAUUUCAUCGAAGGGAGGAGACUCUCUUUAGAAAAAAUGUUGAGCAGAAUAGCGCAUGUUCCCCAACUUCGUGAUGACCCAGACUUCGUUUGCUUCUUGCUGAGUGAGGACUUUUUGAAGGACGCAAAGGAAAGAGAACGACUUAGUGGAACCACCCAGUUGCAUGACAAUGACGAGCACGAUGAAAGAGGUGCUGGCUCUCGAUCCGACUCGGUAGCCGAUGUCGGCAGUGCUGCCAGUUCAAUAGGUGGUUCCGUAGUUGCCUCUGCAAGUGCCGUUGGCACGGUUGGAACGGGAUUCAUGAGUCUUUUUUCUAUGAACAGCAAAGUUGAUGAGCCAGACUCUUUCUUCACCGACAAAAAAACUUAUAUUGACGACCUUGAAACCCAACUUGAAGGCGCUCUACAAGUCCCUCGAUACCAUAGCGGCCCAGCGUAUCGAUUUGGUGUCUCUAGCCGACGAAAUUCUGAUCGUUUCCAAGGAAUUGGCAGCGGUAGAGAUUCUGAAAACUACUAG
Molecule: messenger RNA, 732 nt
Organism: Meyerozyma guilliermondii ATCC 6260
Lineage: Eukaryota; Fungi; Ascomycota; Pichiomycetes; Serinales; Debaryomycetaceae
Exons: 1
Coding region: 1-732 (243 amino acids)
Biological process (GO): retrograde transport, endosome to Golgi; protein retention in Golgi apparatus
Cellular component (GO): endosome
Molecular function (GO): phosphatidylinositol binding
Source: RefSeq, a predicted model, not a curated record